Molecule: messenger RNA, 657 nt
Organism: Bemisia tabaci
Lineage: Eukaryota; Metazoa; Arthropoda; Insecta; Hemiptera; Aleyrodidae
Source: RefSeq, a predicted model, not a curated record
AUGUUUUUAUUUAUAAUUAGUUGAAACGUGUGUGAAACAAUUUGUAAUGGAUUUUGACCCUGUGGAAACACUUAAAUUUUUUUUAAAUAAGGUCUUCCGUGAUCGGUUAAGGAGGAAGUAAUUUUGAGAACUUUCCCAGUCAUGUCAUCAUUCAAGAAGACGUCGAAGAGCAUUCUGAGGGAGAGUCUUCGAAUAUUCGACGAAGACUCUGAGAUUCUACCCGAAAAGAAGCAGAAUUGCAACCGCAAGAUGAUAUCUAAAGGCACCAAAAAAGAUCUUCUGCUUAAAGCUUCCGCUGUCAAAGAAAUUGAAGCUGUCAAGAAACGAUUGAAGAGGAAGGAAAGCUUAGUUGAAGAAAACUUGGAAAAGCUGAAGCUAUUAAGUCAACCUCUGAAAGAGAAGACAGCUAAGAGGAUUUUACAGAAUAUAGGCUACCAAGCUGAAUCUAGUCAACAAUCCAAGAAAAGGAAGCCAGAGGAUGAAAGAACUGUCUUCACAGAGGAAGAUUUUGCCAAAUUUGAAAGGGAGUAUUUUGGCUGUUGAUAAUAUUAACUCCACUGAUGAAUUCUCCAGGAUAUUGUACUAAGUUAAUUGUUUGUUCAAGAUAUGUGCACAAUACGUAGGUGUAAAUAAUAAGUAAUUUUUUUUUUUUACUAA